Messenger RNA from Lachancea fermentati, 753 nucleotides. The record is from the annotation of a GenBank genome assembly. NCBI's taxonomy places the organism in Eukaryota, Fungi, Ascomycota, Saccharomycetes, Saccharomycetales, Saccharomycetaceae.
AUGAGGUCAGUAAAGUGUGUUAUAGUGGGGGAUGGUGCUGUAGGUAAAACUUCUUUACUCAUUUCGUAUACAACUAAUACUUUUCCCCAGGACUAUAUUCCUACUGUUUUCGACAACUAUACGACUACUAUCGCACUAAAUAAUGGCGAAGGCGCAGAACCACAGGUAUUCAGAUUAAACCUCUGGGAUACAGCAGGACAAGAAGAAUAUGAUCGUUUGAGGCCCCUAUCUUACCCACAGACAGAUGUUUUUCUUCUGUGUUUCAGCGUGAAUGAACCUAAUUCAUUUGCAAAUGUUGUUGAUAAAUGGUUCCCUGAAAUUAGACAUAACACCAACUAUGAAAACAUGAGACCCUACAAAUUGACAGGAAAAUUUCCAAUUCUCUUAGUGGGAACGAAGGCAGACUUGAGAGAGGAUGAGCACGAGCAGGACCGUCUGAGAGAGUUAAACACAGAUUUUGUAUCGCGUGCCGAAAUUGACCAAUGUGUUGCUCAACUUGGACUUAUGGGCUACGUUGAAUGCUCUGCGGCAACGCAGGACGGCGUCGCAAACGUGUUCGAACGUGCAGUCGAAAUUGUGGCCACAGAUCCUAAGCAGAUUGAACAAGAGCACCAAGCUGCUAGGCAACGUACCACGGUCGUAGGAACUGCGGCUGCCCCUCCUACUUCAAACGAGCCAAAGUGGUACGGUACUGUGAAUCAACAACCAAUUAAGACGAAAAAGAAGAAGAAGUCCAAGUGUUCGAUUUUAUGA